This is a messenger RNA of Hypanus sabinus (Atlantic stingray), 7806 nucleotides long. Its product is annotated as serine/threonine-protein phosphatase 4 catalytic subunit-like. The coding region runs from base 189 to 1112 and encodes 307 amino acids. Gene Ontology annotation, molecular function: protein serine/threonine phosphatase activity. Lineage: Eukaryota; Metazoa; Chordata; Chondrichthyes; Myliobatiformes; Dasyatidae. The transcript has 9 exons. Gene Ontology annotation, cellular component: nucleus; cytoplasm. Gene Ontology annotation, biological process: peptidyl-serine dephosphorylation; double-strand break repair via homologous recombination. The record is from RefSeq and is a predicted model, not a curated record.
GGUCCCGGGGCUCUGAGAGGUGCCCGCUCCCCGCUCCCCGCCGCGUUCACUCGCUGCUCGUUUCAGAAGAUGGCUAAAAGCCGAGGCGGAAAGAGGAGACUGUUUCACUGAGACAUACGGCGAGCUGGGUUGAUGUGGCUGCUGUUGUCUUGGAGACCUUGUUCCGCCUUCUCGUCCCCUCUGCUGCCAUGGCUAGCACUAGUGACCUGGACCAUCAGAUAGAGCAGCUGAUGCGCUGUGAACUUAUCAAAGAAUCGGAAGUGAAAGUGCUGUGUGGCAAAGCCAGGGAGAUUCUUUCUGAAGAGAGCAACGUUCAACAAGUGAAUUCUCCAGUCACUGUAUGUGGAGACAUCCAUGGGCAAUUCUACGAUCUCAAAGAGCUUUUUAAAGUUGGAGGAGACAUUCCUGAAACUAACUACCUGUUCAUGGGAGAUUUUGUUGACAGAGGCUUCUACAGUGUUGAGACAUUCUUGCUGCUAUUAGCACUGAAGGUUCGCUAUCCUGACAGAAUCACGCUGAUCAGAGGGAAUCAUGAGAGCAGGCAGAUUACCCAGGUGUAUGGUUUUUAUGAUGAGUGCUUGCGUAAAUAUGGGUCGAUAACUGUGUGGAGGUACUGCACCGAGAUCUUUGAUUACCUCAGCCUUUCUGCUGUUGUGGAUGGAAAGAUCUUCUGUGUGCACGGAGGCCUGUCUCCUUCCAUCCAGACCCUGGACCAGAUUAGGACGAUCGACCGGAAACAGGAAGUGCCCCAUGAUGGCCCAAUGUGUGAUUUGCUGUGGUCUGACCCAGAAGAUACAACUGGCUGGGGCAUCAGCCCCCGUGGAGCUGGCUAUCUCUUUGGCAGUGACGUUGUUGCCCACUUCAGUGCUGCCAAUAGCAUUGAUCUGAUCUGCCGUGCCCACCAGCUGGUGAUGGAGGGCUACAAGUGGCACUUCAAUGAAACUGUUCUAACUGUCUGGUCAGCACCCAACUACUGUUACAGGUGUGGGAAUGUGGCUGCAAUUCUUGAACUGGACGAGCAUUUAGAGAGAGAGUUUACUAUUUUCGAGGCUGCUCCUCAGGAGUCUCGAGGGGUGUCAGCCAAAAAGACGGUUGCUGACUACUUUCUCUGAAGAUGCGCCAUAAUGUGGUGGAACUACACUAUCAACACUGGGCCUGUCUCAGGAGGGACCGAUGUGACAAAAUGGUGUACUUUGUGAACUGCCCUUGCAUUCAGAAGACAGAUUAGGCCAUCUGCCUGCUCCUGGGAAAACGCCACCUUGCCCAGUGCCAUGGCAAUGAGGCCAUGGUGAUCUCUUGCAAUCCUUGUGGUUCUUCCUUACAUUGAGGAAAAUAAAUAACUUUGUGGAAAUCACACACCUCUCUUCAAGCUGAAUAGCAGUGCUGAAGAAAUUAUUUGCCCCUGAUGAUGCUGGUUUCCUCUGGGUCGAAACAGAAUUGGCACUUUUUAAGAGAAUUUUUAGAAGAUUUUUAAACAAAAAAUUUCUUUGAAAUUUCCUCUGUGCUAUAAUCUAUGGUCCUUGUCCAGACAUUAAGAAUCGUAGCAGCUAUGUUUUAUUUGUGCAGGGAGAACCAACUUGUUAAGCAAUCGUGUAAAGCAACUUUUGUCUGGAAAUAAUUUUAUUUGGAGGAGUUACCUUGUAUUCUUUUUAUAAUUUAAUUUGAACUUGCUGUGCAAAAUUGAGUUGGAUUUUGUCUGAGCCACAUGAUAUGUUGUGUCAUCGCAUUGUCCUCCAUUCUCCACCAGGCUGGGGACAUGGUGUAGUUGACUGUAAUUUGAUUUCUCUUUGCACUUUGCCCCCUGAUCUGUGGAAGCCCCCUCUACCCCAGUCUGGAGCCUGCAAGUAUGAAAACCUGACAGGCUUGUAUCCCACUGGAAUUCUGUGUAGUAAGAGUGCUUAGGGGAAAUCUGGUUUCAGUGAAAGCAGCUGAAAUCUGGAUAAACUCCCACGAUCUGAACAUUUCCAGUUUUAAUCACACCAUUUCUGGCCCAAUGUGGGUGGGAAGAAGCUUCAGCUUCCAGGCAGCACCAAGAGAUUUGUAUCAUCUUUAGACAAUGCUGUUCCUCAGCCCAUGCUAGGAGGCUUGAUCCUUUACUCAGUGAAAUAUUCCAUUGGUUUUGGAAGCAUUGAAUUAAUUCGAACAUGUUAAAUUGAGUGAGAAAAGUUUCUUAGCCUGUGUGAGGCACUUGUACCCUGUAAACCUGUCACAUCACUUAUCAUAGCAUUGACUGUGAUUAUUGGUAAUUACCUCAAUCUCUUACCUUCUAACCACCACUUUUUUAAAUGGUUUUGAUGUUCAAAGCAUUAAAAAGGAAAACUAAGACCAGGAAACAUUGAUUUCUAGCAGGUUGCAUGUGUUUUUAGUGUGUGGUGGGAAGGGAGAACAUAGUAAAGUGUAAUUGAGCCACUGGCUUUGGGUAGCAGUUGAUACAGUAUGAAAAGGAAAGUUGCCAGGUUCCCAUUGCUCAAACAACUGGGGUGGUCUCAUUGCAGACAUUUGGAACAGGAUCAAAUUACAGUCGAACUGUUUGCUCCUGUCGUGCUGUUAUCAGUGGACCCGUAGGCAGUAAUCAAUCUGUGCCCAAGGAAUUGAGCAGGGCAGACAGCCUUGAAAGAAAUAGGGUUUCAGAUCUGACCUUUUGUCAGCACUGAAAUAUGAAGUUACUCUCCACAAUUGCUUCCUCACUAAGCCAUCCAACAUUCUAUUUUCAGAUGCUUCCUUGUUUGUGGUGCGGCCAGCCUGAACCAAGUUCCCUUCUGUUGCUGGAGCUUCUAGAGCACCUUCCAAUGGAGCAUUACACACCAUGAGGCGGGAAACUUGAAGUCUGCCUGAUUGAGAGUAACUUGUGUUCCCCAGGGGAACAUCUAACAUCUGGAGGACAGGGGCAGUGGGUGACAGGAAUGAAGGAAUUCCCUCACCAGGCAACAGGAGGGGUUACUGCUGCAAUCACGUCCACAUGCCAUUGACUGGCCCUGAUACCAGACUGGAGACACGCAUGUUCCACUCCCCACCCGGCAAAGAUCAUCUGGGGUGGGGUUGAACUUGUGCAAAACCGGCUCCCAGGUAUGGCCUCUGGCUGCCUUGUCCUGCUUUGCAUUCUGCUUCACAACUGCUGAAAGACUCUUCAGUUAGCAGACAGUUCCAUAUUGGUGGGCAGCAAUACAGUGCCUCUUGCUAGGAGCGGUUUCCACCUUGAGCCACUACCACUGCUGCUCUUGGUUAAACCGUGUAAAUUAGUUUCAAAUCUCACUCUCUAGUGGCAAGGCUUUCAAUUCUUCUGUCAUCUUCCCUUCUCUGGGAAGUAUUUCGUUAGAUGUGAGACUGUGGGCAGGAACUCGUUACAGUGAUUGUGACUGGGACUUGAGGGCUGAUCAGUGCAGGGGAGCACUGAAGCAACUACUGUACAUCGUUUUAAGCUCUUAUUUAAGAUUCUGUUGAGGCAGUAAGGGAGAAAAAAUCCUCAGUGUGAUUUAAACUGAGAUUGCUGUCACUUUCUCGUGGUUCUGACACUGAGUGCUGGGGUUUGUGGUGAAUUUAAACUGACCUGAUUGCUGUCUGUUUAAUUCCUGAACUGUGACUUUUGUAGACCUGCUUCCAUUAAAACAUAGGGGUUUGCAGGUACUGGAAUUAAGGACAUUGAGAGAAAUCUUGUCUGAUCACCCAGUGACCUGUUGCUAGCAAAAUACAGCAGAUCAAAUUCUGGUUAGAAUGAAAUUGAGCAACUAGAAUGAGUAACGGGUGAUUAGGUCAGUGAUAGGUAGGAGGGGGCUGAUUAACCCUUUCAUUGGGCAUUUGUCAAGAUUCUGGUGAGUUCUCCCAAUAGUCCACACCCCAUUUGAGCUUGCCUGUUGAGUUGGCCAGUGCCUCUUGCCUCACAGAACACUGUCUAUUGAAGCUAUAUUGCUAAAAUAGGGCAAGGCCAUUGGGUUUCUGGUGAACCAUUUUCAGGGAGAAGCUGAACUAAUAAUCACUUCAGGAAUUACCAAUUAGUUUCUUUUUAAUCCAUGAAUUAGUUUUGCAUAAGUUACCAGUUUUUCCAAAAUACAUUAAUAUUGUAAUAAUUUAUAUUCUGUUUUCAAAUAUUUCAGCAUUUACUGAAACAUUCUGGUUUGCUGUACUAAAUUGAGCUGUACCACAGACAUGUGCAAGCAAGACCAGUAUUGUAUUUGGUCAUCUAUUAAAUCACUACCAGUUUUGAAUAGGAAUUUGUUAUAUCAAUAGUGUGAUUUUCCCCCCUCCCCCCUGGGUGUGGCUCUAAAUAAAGAUUGUCACAAUAUUAAAACUUUAUUUAUUUAGCACAUCAGAACAUACAGUGAGAUGCAGCAUUUGCGUUAACAACCCAAGGAUGUGCUGGCAGCCCAGAAGUUCAAGGUUCAAAGCAAAUUUGUUAUCAAAGUGCAUAUAUCUUCAUUUACUACCAAGACUCAUUUUCUUGUGAGCAUUCACAGUAACUGCAAUUAAAAACUGCACACAAAGGCAAACAACCAUUGUGCAAAAGACAACAAACUGCACAUACAAAAGAGGUAAAACCCGAAUAAUAAAUAAGCAAUAAAUAUCAAAACCAUGAGUGUGGACCCAUUUCAGUGUGGAGGUGAGUGGGGGAAAUGUGUAUUCUCUUUGUUUUGUUUUUUAUAUUCUGCUUCCAAUUGCAGAAGUUAGUUAUCCACUCUGGUUUGAAAGCCUGAUGGUAAGGGAAAUAAAUAAUUUCCUGAACCUGGUGGUGUGGGACCUGAGAUACCGGUACCUCCUUCCUGAUGACAGCAGUCUGUUCGUUUGUGUGUGUGAUCGAUCGUGGUCUGGAUGGUAGGGGUUUUUGAAGAUGACUGCAGCAGUACUCGGUGUGAAUAGUGCCAUCACGCAUUCCAGUGCUAACACAGUAGUGAAAAAAACUACUGGUUAGUUAAUGCUACUUGGAGACAGACCUUGACUGUAGCAAAGCCAUUGCCUAAACCUACUGCUCAGCUAAAAGUGAUAGUACCAGAAUCUGCUCCAGUCACUUGACAGCAGAGAGUGUGGGUUGAGGUGGUCCAAAGGUUAAAAUGUUUGACUGCCAACUCAUUUUGGAAUGGUGAUUAAAGCAUUUAAAAAAAAAAACACACAGUCCAACUAUCAAUGGUUAAUUCAGCAAAUCUUGAAAGAGUUUCAGAGUUGUGAAAUAGAGGCAUGAGGCAAGAAUUUGUCAUGUCUCAUUGAAUGCUGCUGUUUUGUUGUUUCUUUUGAAUAAGAGCAAAUCCCAUUACUCCAAUAUCUGGGCCUUGUUCUCCAUCACAGUGCAUCUACACAAACCUCUUGAGGGUGUGGGGUGGCUCAAUUGGUACAAAAUGAAAUCAAAUUGUUAGAGGUUACAUAGGAUCUGAAGAUGUAGAAUGGGUGGUUAUGGUAAAAGACCCUGGUGGGAGUUAUACGCUGGCAACUGUUUGGAAGUCUGUAUGUGGGCUACAAAUUGCAACAGCAAUGAGCAAGUGCAACAAGCAGUGAAGAGGGCAAAUGGAAUGUUGGCCUUUGUUACAAGGGGAAUUGAGUACAAGAGCAAGGAUGUCCUUUUGCAUUUGUACAGGGCCCUGGUGAGACCACACCUGGAAUAUUGUGUACAGUUUUGGUCUCCAGGUUUAAGGAAGGACAUUCUGGCAAUUGAGGAAGUGCAGUGUAGAUUCACUAGGUAGAUUCCUGGGAUGGCAGGGCUGUCUUACGCAGAGAGAUUGGGCUUGUACACACUGGAAUUGAGGGGAUUGAGAGGGGAUCUGAUUGAAAUGUUUAAGAUAAUUAAAGGAUUUGAUAGGAUUGAGGCAGGAAAUAUGUUCCAGAUGUUGGGAGAGUCCAGUACCAGAGGGCAUGGAUUGAGAAUAAGAGGUCAGUUAUUUAAAACAGAGUUGAGGAAGAGCUUCUUCUCCCAGAGAGUUGUGGAGGUGUGGAAUGUACUGCCUCGGAAGACGGUGGAGGCCAAUUCUCUGGAUGCUUUCAAGAAGGAGCUAGAUAGAUAUCUGAUGGAUAGGGGAAUCAAGGGAUAUGGGGACAAGUUAGGGACUGGGUAUUGAUAGUGAAUGAUCAGCCAUGAUCUCAGAAUGGCGGUGCAGCCUCGAGGGGCCGAAUGGUCUAUUUCUGCACCUAUUGUCUAUUGAUAGGUGGGAAAGGCUCGUAAAAAGGUUAAUGCUACAAUAGUCCUGUGAGAGUUUUGAUAUGAAGGUAGAUUCAGAAAAUCAGCUUGGUGCUUAUAAGAUGGUUUUUUCGAACAGCUUAUCACACUAAGGAAAAGGCAACUUGGGAUUGGGUUGUUUAAUAAGCCAUAUUUGAUUAGGGAGCUUGAGGUAAAGGAACCCUUCGGUGUCAGUUAUCAUAAUAUAGACUUCACCCUUUGGGGGAGAGAGAAGCUAAGAUUGAUGUAUCAGUAUUACAGUGGAAUAAAGGAAAUUAGAGGUAUGAGGAAGAUGCUGGACAAAGUGGAUUGUCAGGGGACACUAGCAGGGGUGAUGGCAGAACAGCAAAGGUUGGAAUUUCUGGGAGCAAUUUGGAAGGUGUCGGAUAGAAACAUCCCAAAACUGAAGUAGUGUUCAAAUGGCAUAAAAGUAAAAGAGGGUAUAGAAGAUAGCAAAAUUAGAUUGGGGUGCUUUUAGAAGCCAAUAGAGGCAACUGAAGAAAACAAUAAGGUGAAAAAAGAUGAAUUCUUUGGUGAUACAGAGUGGAGUAAGCCCUUCUGAGCCAUGCUUCCCCAAUAACCUCUGAAAAACCUGAUUACUCCUAACCUAAUCAUGAGACAAUUUACCUAUCUGCUAUUCCAUAAAAUAUAGGAGUAGAAUUGGGCCAUCAUGUCUGCUCUGAAGGACUGUGGGAGGAAGUUAGAGGACUUGAACAAAAGCCAAGUAUCUCACGGGGAGGCUCCUUACAGGAAUGUUGCUGGAAUUGAACUCUGAGCUCACGGACACCCCAAUCUGUAGUAACAUUGCUGACCACUACCAACUAUGAAGGCGAGCUAGCUAAUAAUAUAAAGGAGGAUAUUACAUUUUUAGAUAUACAAGCAUGAAAGAGAGGGGAGAGUAGAUAUUAGACUGCUGUAAUGGAGACAAAGACAAAUGCAGAUUCACUGUGGAAGACACCAGCAGUAUGCCAUGCAAUUGAGAAUGUCCUGGGGGGGGGAGGGGGGGCAACAGAAGUGAGUAUGUGAACAAACUUUUUGGGCUUCCAGCCAGGUAUAAAUGUCAAUUAUAAUCAAUGUUUUGAUGACAAACUUUACCAUCUUCACGAGGGAUGAUCACUUGGCCUAGCUAGUUCAGUGGUAUUUAUACUCGCACAGUCCAUCUCUCCUGAUUGGGUAAUCCUCAUCCAAUCAGGUUUCCACUCUCCCACCUUGUUUACAAUUUGAAACUUGACUAGUCCUCAUCCAUCAGAAGAACAGACUACGAGGGUGUAAAUACCACCGGACUGGACGUGCCCGCCAGGCAUCAUCCCUGAUGAAGACGGCAGUUCAUGUUUUGGCUGUUGCUGGCGAGGCACACAGAGGCAACAUGGUAGAUCAUCAAUUGGGUUAAAGACUCUCUUUUGUCGGCCCGGGACUUGAUGGUCUACCAGCACAAGGCGAUGCCCGUGGCAGAAUGCUGUUGACUGGCACAUUCUCGGCUGCAGGAGUCCGCACUGAAACUUGGUGGGGAAGGACCACAGUUUCGGGUUCAUCUCCCGCGGGAGUGGGUGGCAGGGAGCAUACCCCUCUCAACUGUGGUUGUAUUACACAAUGUGAACCAGCAGAGCGCCACGUGGGUGGCUGAAAAUUUCAAACUAUCGGUAAUGUCUGUAAAGAAUUUAGUUAUUGAA